This is a messenger RNA of Nothobranchius furzeri (turquoise killifish), 2165 nucleotides long. RefSeq names its product myozenin-2. The record is from RefSeq and is a predicted model, not a curated record. Lineage: Eukaryota; Metazoa; Chordata; Actinopteri; Cyprinodontiformes; Nothobranchiidae. Gene Ontology annotation, cellular component: actin cytoskeleton; Z disc. Gene Ontology annotation, molecular function: telethonin binding; FATZ binding; actin binding.
ACUCAGUCAGUCAGUCACCCUUUGCCCACCCUCUCCACACCAGCUUCAGUAUCAGGGAGUGCUAGCACCCACACAGAUCACACUACUCCUCCUGACCCUUCUGCUUCUCACCUUUCCAAUUUCCCACACCGAGAAGAGAGGCACAACUUGAGGCAACCCCCUGAGGGGCCUUCAGGACAGGGCAGCCAUGUCUCAGUUCUCCACCAUGACAACCAGGGAGAGGAAAAUACAGGCAGCAGCGAUCUGCAGGGAAGUUCAAGGCUUGGAAGAUGUACAAAUGGAUCUUGGAAAGAAGAUGAGUGUGCCUAAAGACAUCAUGCUGGAAGAGCUGUCCUUUGCCUCCAACAGGGGCUCCCGGCUCUUCAAAAUGCGCCAAAGACGCUCAGAAAAAUACACUUUUGAGAAUAUUCAUAAUGAAACCAACACGCAACUUAAUAACAGAAUGGUUUCCGAGAAUGCGAAUGCCACAGGCUGCAACAACAGUGACAACAACUUGGGUGUUGACCAGCUACCUAAUGUGACAUCUAACUCACCAGAUACAAAAAUGGUGCCAGAUCCAGACAGCAUCGCCCCGGGAUAUGGUGGUCCUUUGAAAGACAUCCCUCCUGAGAAGUUCAACAGUACAGCUGUACCAAAGUCAUAUCACUCACCCUGGGAACAGGCCAUCAUCAAUGACCCAGCGCUGGCUGACACACUUAUCCUCCACAUGCCUGAUCUGGAGCCUCGGACAAACCUAUCAGGGUACAAAAGCUUCAACAGGGUGGCAACACCUUUUGGUGGUUUCAGCAAAGCACCAAGACCCGCGCCUAUCACGCCUCUCCAGGUGGAAACGCUCCCCGAGGUCCCGAUCCAGGAGGAGUGUGCUGUAAAUCGACCCUCGUUCAACAGAGCGGCCCUGGGGUGGGUUUCAUCGUGUGGCCCGGUCACAAAUGUUUCCCUCAAGCCCGCACUCGUCCCUGAGUCAGAAGACCUCUGAACCCAUGAAGAAGUCACACAGGGAUGGUGCUGGGAUGAGGUUGUGGGUGACAUUUCUUUCAGAGCACAGUGAGUGUUAGGUUCAGUUAGGCAUUGCAGGAAAACAAAUAUAACCCUGUACAGUAUAAACAAAUAUUUCUUCUUGAAUAUAAAAAUAAUGUACUCAAGUGUGUUUGACCUUGCAGUAGCAAAGUUUGUGCCUAAUAAAUUGGUGCAGAACAAAAACAAACUUGUGUUUAUUUUUUUCGUUAUGUUAAGCCCCAUUAAAAUGUGAACACGUGCUCAUGUGAACAGUUUCAUAACCUUGUUUGCAAGACCGAGCUGCCCUGGUGGCUCACUUGAGUGUGUUAUCCGUUUGCUUUUCCUUGCAAACUUACUGCACAUUAUUUUUGUCUUGGAGGUCAAAGAUACACGUGAGCCACUGCUGAAGCCUCAAGGUUUAACUGCUUGACAAAUCCAAUCUGCUUCCCUGACAUUCACAUCUUGACUGAUGUGUCUCACCUUUCAGCUGCGCCCAAGCACAGGGUUCAUGAGAGAUCAGCUCCAUUAGCUGUGCCUUUCUGUUUGCAAUUCUACCUUUUUUAUAGCAGAACUGAAUCAUGCAAACAAGCUUGUGUAAAGGUACGAAUGUAGCUUAGAAAGGCUUGGAUUUAAAAGUUAUACUUUUGUUUAAUUGUGAGUACACAGUAAACUGGGAUUCAGCUAUAAUAAUUAAGUUUGUUUGGUAUUCUUUGCAGACACCUUGAAUUAGGAAUGGGUUCUUUUUCCAAGGCCUUUGUCUCUAACCCAAGGGACUCUGGUUUCACUGCACAUGUACCUUUUUGCACACUUAUCUAAAUCUUAUCAGGCAUCGCCCAAUCUCUGUAAUCCUCUUCCCAUCCAUUUCUCUGUGCUCCCUGCCCAUCUGCCCACCAUGGGUUCUUGGGCACUCUGCUGCUCACUUCUUGAAAUCUCUACUGACAUCUGAACGACUUACUCUCUUCCAUUCUUUGUCACGACUCAGAACCCAUAUUUUAAAAAAACUGCUUUCUCUUUAUAACUCUGUUAGCCAUUCUUUAUAGUUCUAUUAAUUAGAUGCUUUGCUCAUUGUUAUUACCUGAUUUGUUGCUGUAAUUUAAUUUUGUUUUUAUUGUAGGGGUGACCUAGAGUGGCAUGAAAGACAUCCAUAAAUAAAAUGUAUUAUUAUUUUA